Molecule: messenger RNA, 666 nt
Organism: Naumovozyma castellii
Lineage: Eukaryota; Fungi; Ascomycota; Saccharomycetes; Saccharomycetales; Saccharomycetaceae
Exons: 1
Coding region: 1-666 (221 amino acids)
Source: RefSeq, a predicted model, not a curated record
AUGAUCAAUGUGAGUAGUAUAAGUAACAGUUUCCGGAGGGGACACAAUUUGAAUAGAGACUUUGGGAUAUUCGAAGUGGAUAUCAGAAGUUUUCUGGUGAAUGAAAAGAAUAAACUGGAUUAUUAUUGCUACGGAUGCGAUUUGUACGAAGAGCAUGGAGAGAACGGGAAGACAUGCGUAUUAAUUGAAAAGAGACGUUCUCUGUGUCGUCUGAGGAAGAAUAACAGAGUUGUUUCCUUCAACCUCACGAACGAGACAAGAGAGGCAUUGUUAGCACUAGCGGAAACAAUGCUUGUGGCUAAGCAGCAGACACCAAUUCAAAAAUAUGUUCCUCGAACCCGGCUAACAAGGUUCUUCCAAUUCUUCGUCCGAUUUGGUAGUAAGAUCAAGGGAAGGCUUGCCAUGAACAAGAGGAAAGGGACACAGGCUGAGGGCCUACCACCAUGGCAACUGUCCCCCCUGUUGAGCGGGCCAGUGCUAGCACACCACCCACUGAACCAGUCACCGCUCUUGAAGAGCAGUGCCAGUUCCUCUUCUGGCAUGAGCAUCAGUGUCAGUGUCAACUGGACUGUAUCCACCGUGAGCGAAACAGACGACAGCGACAGCGCUCAACAAGGAAAACACGCCAAAAUUGCACAGCGACACAACAAUGGCUCAACAAUUUAA